Morone saxatilis (striped sea-bass) is the source of this 2582-nucleotide messenger RNA. It is a transcript of the gene oclnb, whose product is annotated as occludin b. The record is from RefSeq and is a predicted model, not a curated record. The transcript is spliced from 9 exons. Gene Ontology annotation, biological process: bicellular tight junction assembly. Gene Ontology annotation, cellular component: cytoplasmic vesicle; bicellular tight junction; apical plasma membrane. NCBI's taxonomy places the organism in Eukaryota, Metazoa, Chordata, Actinopteri, Moronidae. Bases 222 to 1664 code for a protein of 480 amino acids.
GUACUACCUGAGGAGCGCGCGGCCGCAUCCCGGGUGCUCUGCGCCGUGUGUUUGUUGUUUGCGUUCAUCACCUCCGCAGCGUCACUGCUGUGUUCACUGGGACCAGACGGUUCAUCACACCAGGUCAGCUCUAACAUUAUUACCGAGUUCUGAGGAGACAAGUUAGCUCAACACUGUGCGGAGAGUUUACACGGAUAUAGCAGUUCUCAUUGCAUUUCAAUAUGCCGCACAACAAACACCACGCCACACCCCACCACUCAAGGGGUAGCAAACAACACAGCAGCAGACACAGGCACAGUGAGCUCAUGUCCAAUCCAGCCUUUACCUACUACCCAGGAGAGGAGAUGCUCCACUUCUAUCGCUGGACUUCACCACCAGGCGUGAUGAAGAUAUUGUGUAUCAUCAUCAUCCUCAUGUGUGUGGCUGUGUUUGCGUGUGUGGCGUCUACGCUGGCCUGGGACUACGACAUGAGCCUCAUGGGUCUGGGCGGAGGAAGUAGCCUGAUUCCAGGUUAUGGCAGCUCAUACGGCGGCUCAUACGGUGGCUCUUACGGCGGCUCUUACGGCAGCUCGUAUGGCGGCGGUGUUGGCGGUGUUGGCGGUAUGGGUGGCUAUGGAGAAACGCAGAUGGAUCCCGUAGCUGGCAAAGGCUUCAUCAUCGCCAUCGCCGCCAUUACCUUCAUAGCUGUGCUCAUCAUAUUUGUGUUGGUGAUCUCGAGGCAAAACACUGCCCGCUCACCAAAGUUCUACCUAGCAGCCAUCGUCAUCUGUGCCAUCCUAGCAUUUCUGAUGAUCAUCGCCACUAUUGUGUACUUGGUUUCGGUGAACCCAACAGCCCAGUCCACAGGGUCAAUGUACUACAGCCAGGUCAUCCAGCUGUGUGCCCAGUACCAGAACCAGAACCAGGCCCAGGGCAUCUUCCUCAACCAAUACCUGUACCAUUACUGUGUGGUGGAGCCCCAAGAGGCUAUAGCUAUUGUCCUGGGCUUCCUGGUGUUUGUUGCCCUCAUCAUCCUGCUGGUGUUUGCCGUCAAGACUCGCUCCGGUAUCAGGCGCUGGGGCCGGGACCGCGUUCUCUGGGAGGAAGUGAAGGUCAUUAAUGAUGGUCCACACAACAGCAUUGGAGAGUGGGUGAAAAAUGUGUCUGGUGACCCAGAGAUGCAGCUGAAUGACCAUAAUCCUAAAGUUGGCGGUUCCAGAGACUACUUGGACCAGCUGAACCACAGCAAGCCUCUUUACCUGCCAGGAGACUCAGACAUCAGCAGCUCUGUGGGAGUCCUGAAGCCCCGGCUGAAGGACUAUGACACUGGUGCGGAGUCUGGAGAUGAUCUGGAGGAGGAGGACUUCAGUGUUCUGUUUCCUUCAAUCAUGGAUGAGCAAGAGCGUCUGAACUACAAACGGGAAUUUGACCACGAUCACCAGGAGUACAAGAGCCUGCAGGCUGAGCUGGACAGCAUAAACCGGGACCUGGUGGACCUGGAAAGAGAGAUGGGCCGGCACCGUGAGGGCAGUCCACAGUUUCUGGAUGCCAUGGAUAAAUUCACCAGACUAAAGAAUCUCAAGAAGUCCCCAACCUACGAGAUUAAGAAGAAGAGGUGUAAAUAUGUCAGGUCCAAACUGUCGCACAUCAAGAGGAAGAUCAGUGAAUAUGACCGACGACCUUGAACCUUCCCCUCUGACCCCGCUCAUGCUGGGAAAGAUUCAGAUCUGCAAUUUCCCACACCGCUGUGUUUGAGUUUAUCACACACCUAUGUGGGAUUACUAGUGAAAGCCUGUUGCCUUUAUAUUACAUCUGUAUCAAGCCAAUCAACUGAGAUGUUUUUGAGAAGAGAGUGGGGUGAAGGAAGUUUUGACUUUUUUACUAUUGUCUUUGAUCAAUUCUUCAACCUCUGUGAGUUUCAUGAAGAACUAUGUAGGUGUAUAAAUGUAUUUUAUUUGUUUUUCUUUUUAAGUUAAAAAGUGAGAGAUGUGAUAUUUGUUUUAGUGGUAUUGUGACUUCUAUAAAGCAGUUAUUUUCUUUUAUAGGCUUUUGAAAAAUAUAUGUUUUGACAGUUUCUUGAACAAUGAAGGCACAGCUAAGAUGAGAUGAGGCAUGAAUUUGCUUAGCAUCAUCAUUCCUUGUAAAUAAUGUUUUACAGAUUGUUCCGCAGUAAGCUUCUCUGUACUUCAUUGUGUGGUUUUCUGUAAAUGAUGAAACCUCUCUGUACUUGUAAUUGUAAAUUCUUAUUAUAGACCCUUCUCGUUGUGGAUAUUUGAAGGAAAAGCUGAAGUGUAACUAACUGAUUAAUGAUGGCUUCAUUCCCUUUAGGAGUGUCAUCAACAUUUUUCUAACAUUUGUCUUUCUCUAUACUGAUUUUCGUUUCUAAUUUCCACAUUAUUGAAAAGCAAAUGAACAAUUCGUCCCACCGUGUCAAUAUAUGAUUAUUCAUUAGAUUUUCCAUUGAUGUAAUAAUGCCUGUUGGACUGUUUCUCUGAAUAGACAGAUGUAUACAACAUGUUUAUUUUGGUGUGCAACAAGUCCGUUUGUAUAGUACCUUUUGGAGAAAGCAGGGCUGUAAGCUUUCAGUAAAAAAAUGUUGCUUA